AUGGGGAAAGUAGAGGGGGAGCAGCAAUUGCCAAUUACAAGCCUUGAUGCUCAGGGUUCAACUCCAAAUUCAGGGAACAGAAAUAGGAAGUGUUUGGAUUGUAGUAGGCUUAAAAAGGUGGUGACUUUUAGAUGUGUUUUUGUUUUGGUACUCGGUUUUGCUGUUCUUUUAUCUGCUUUUUUUUGGUUGCCAUUUUUUCACAUUGGAGAUAGAAAAGACCUGGAUCUGGAUUAUCAAGGUCAUAACAUAGUGGCAAGUUUUAUGCUUAAGCAGCCCACUUCUUUUCUUAAAGACUAUAUCUCGAAACUUCGGGACGAUAUUUUUGAUGAAAUAAGCUUCUCCACAACUAACGUGGAAAUAUUAUCUUUACAAUCGUUAGAUGGAUCAAACAUAACAAAGGUUGUGUUUGCCGUUGAUUCUGAUGUGACCACCCAAAGUUUAAUCAGAGCCUCCUUUGUAUCUUUAGUUACACGCCAAUCAUUUUUUCAUUUGAGUACUACUUUUUUUGGGGAUCCAUUUUCUUUCGAGGUGCUGAAAUUCAAAGGAGGAAUUACUGCCAGUCCUGAACAAAAGGCAUUUCUUAUGCAGAGAGUUCUGAUCCUUUUCAACUUUACCUUGAACUUCUCCAUUGAUCAAAUACUAUAUAAAUUCGAUGAACUUACGAGCCAACUGAAAUCGGGCUUACAUCUUGCUCCUUAUGAGAACUUGUACAUUACCCUGACAAAUCAUGAAGGUUCAACAGUGGAUGCACCCACAAUAGUUGAGUCGAGAGUUCUCUUGGCAGUGGGUAUUAAUCCUUCAAAGUCAAGGUUGAAGCAGUUGGCUCAGACCAUCACUGGUUCCCGUACUGAAAACCUUGGCCUAAAUAACACUGUAUUUGGUCGGGUUAAGCAAGUUCGUCUUUCAUCCAUCAAUUUUGGCAGUGAUGGAAGUGGUACCUCGCCCUCGCCGUCGCCAUCUCCAUCUCCAUCUCCUGCUCCUUCGUCAGAAUCUCCGCCUCACCACCACCGCCCCCACCACCAUCACCACAUUCAAAACCACCAUGAUGCCAGCCUUGCUCCUGGUAUUUCACCUGCACCGGCGAUGGGAAAAAGUGGAUUUAUAACGGGUAAAGUCUCCCCAGCAUCUACACCAGCACCUACACCAGUGCCAAUGAAGAGUCGAGUAGCAGAGCCUCCCAAUUGUCAUAAUGGUUACAAAAAUAGAUUCCCAUCAAAGCCCAAUAAGGAUUCUCAUGCAUCGCCGACUGCACCACCGCUUUAUGUGCCUCGGGCAGCUCCUUCACAACCCGAGCACAUGUAUUCUCCGACUCCUAAAAUACCUCCAGUAGCAAGUCCAUUACCAAAUGUCGCUUAUUCUCAUACUCAGCCCCCAUCAAAGGGUGAAUUCCAAGCAGGGCCUCCGGAUGUAAUGCCAUUUGUUUCAUCCUCACCAUCUUCAUCUUCUGUAUGUGUUUUUUCCUCCAAUUUGUCGAAGCUCUUGCUGUUUCUACUACUCGAGUUUUUCGGUAACGGAAUAAUUCGCUCUCGCGCUCUCCCGUUGCCAUUCCGUCUCCCUGAAUGCCUCACCAGUAUUCAGGUUUUUUGUGGCGAUUUUAAGCGGAGGAGCGAGGGACUAAUAGGAUGGUGGUCGGAGAUUAGCACCAUGGUUUUUAUUGUUGAUAUUUGCAGCCUUUUUUAG
Messenger RNA from Fraxinus pennsylvanica, 1680 nucleotides. Lineage: Eukaryota; Viridiplantae; Streptophyta; Magnoliopsida; Lamiales; Oleaceae. The record is from the annotation of a GenBank genome assembly.